CCUGUUGGCCGUUCAUGGAGAGCAAGCAGGAAAUAUCACCUUUACAUUCCACAGAACUGCUUUUACUUUGAUAGACAUCCUCAUCCUCGCAGCAGUCCUGCCAAGGAAACCUGAGAGACAAGUCUUAUGCUUUAAACACAAGCGGAAUCAGAUGUGAUUUAUACACACCGUUUAUUUUAUGAUGACUUCGAUUUCAUUUUAAUCUGAAACUGAUCCUCAUCGUAAGCACAAGGUAAAUAAAGAAAGCUUGUGGCGAUGCAAAAAAGAAAAAGCCUGAAAAUAUAAAUUUUUUUCUUCAUGUAAUUGGAAUAGACAAUGGGGACCUUAAUUCUACUUCUCCAAGCAUUUCUACUUCUCUUUGGUUUUGUCUUCUCUGAAUCAUCUGAGUCUCUGCAAUGCUUUAACGAUUACGACACCGAGCUGAAGUGCAGUUUGACCCCGGCUGAAUCCGAGAUCUGUUCUGAAUACACACUCAAAGCCUUAAUUGAAACCCACCACAGAUUUUUCCAUUUUGAAAAAACCCGUCUCGGUACAUGCGAAUGUAGAAUCGAUGUACCAGGGUUCGUCAUUGGCGAGGAUCUGAAAAUUUACCUGUGGAAAGAAGGCAAAAUUUGGCGACUACUAACGAUCAAUACUGGAAAUAGCAUCAAGCCCAGAAGACCGAUCAUCACAUCAGUCGUUCAGAAGGCAAACCAAAACAUUUUAGUUACCGUGAACACCACCUACACAAAACAACCCUUUGCAGACUCUUUGAUGGUGGAGCUAAAUUACAAGAUUGAUGGAAGCGAUGAAAAAGAGACAACACUAUUACAGAAAGGUUCCACUGUACAUGAGAUUCUUGUCAGAAACCUUCAACCAAAUUCCAGAUAUGUUCUGAGAGCGAGAGUGAAAUCGAGCUACCCUUUAAAUCAUACGUUCAGCGACUACAGUGAACCGAUUAAGUUCCAAACACAGUCUCUGCAAUGCUUUAACGAUUAUGACACCGAGCUGAAGUGCAGUUUGACCCCGGCUGUAUCUGAGAUCUGUUCUGAAUACACACUCAAAGCCUUAAUAGAAACCCACCACAGGUUAGUUCGAUUUUGCCAUUUUGAAGAAACCCAUCUCGGUACAUGCGAAUGUAGAAUCGAUUUCCCGGGGUUCAUCAUUGGCGAGGAUCUUAAAAUAAACCUGUCGAAAGGAGACAAUGUUUGGUGGCCAAUAAUGAUCAGUACUGGAAAUAGCAUCAAGCCCAGAAGACCGAUCAUCACAUCAGUCGUUCAGAAGGCAAACCAAAACAUUUUAGUUACCGUGAACACCACCUACACAAAACAACCCUUUGCAGACUCUUUGAUGGUGGAGCUAAAUUACAAGAUUGAUGGAAGCGAUGAAAAAGAGACAACACUAUUACAGAAAGGUUCCACUGUACAUGAGAUUCUUGUCAGAAACCUUCAACCAAAUUCCAGAUAUGUUCUGAGAGCGAGAGUGAAAUCGAGCUACCCUUUAAAUCAUACGUUCAGCGACUACAGUGAACCGAUUAAGUUCCAAACACAGUCUCUGCAAUGCUUUAACGAUUAUGACACCGAGCUGAAGUGCAGUUUGACCCCGGCUGUAUCUGAGAUCUGUUCUGAAUACACACUCAAAGCCUUAAUAGAAACCCACCACAGGUUAGUUCGAUUUUGCCAUUUUGAAGAAACCCAUCUCGGUACAUGCGAAUGUAGAAUCGAUUUCCCGGGGUUCAUCAUUGGCGAGGAUCUUAAAAUAAACCUGUCGAAAGGAGACAAUGUUUGGUGGCCAAUAAUGAUCAGUACUGGAAAUAGCAUCAAGCCCAGAAGACCGAUCAUCACAUCAGUCGUUCAGAAGGCAAACCGAAACAUUUUAAUUGAGGUGAACACCACCUACACAAAACAACCCUUUUCAGACUACUUGAUGGUGGAGCUAAAUUACAAGAUUGAUGGAAGCGAUGAAAAAGAGACAACACUAUUACAGAAAGGUUCCACUGUACAUGAGAUUCUUGGCAGGAACCUUCAACCAAAUUCCAGAUAUGUUCUAAGAGCGAGAGUGAAAUCGAGCUACCCUUUAAAUAAUACGUUCAGCGACUACAGUGAACCGAUUAAGUUCCAAACACCAAUAUCAUUACAAAACACCCUCAAGAUAAUAAUCCCCAUUUUAUGUAUCAUUCUGAUCAUUUGUAUAUCCUCCAUCUACUUCUGGUUUUACAGAGUGCUAAAACCAUGGUGGGAUGAGAUUCCUACUCCCAAAUUUACGACAAAUUUUGUAAAACAGGUCCCACAGCUUCUGUCAAUUCAAUCCGAGUUUUCAUCUGUCAAUCCUGAUUCCACAGCAAACCACAUCAACAAGAAAAUAUGCCUGGAAUCUUGUGAAGUCCAGGAUCAAGACCGUCACUAUGGUCUCAUUCUGAAGAAAGACGUCGAUUCGGCACCACUGAUUUACUCCACGACGUGCUACGAGAGCGUCAAUGAGAACAGCUCUGAAAAGGUUCAGUUGGAACAUGAGAAGGAUCAUGGAGCUUUAAUUAUUGAACAAGCAUUCGAAAAUAAGUACUAUUGGCAAUCCAGCUCCAGUGGCAUGUCCAAGCCAGCUGUAAGCAAUGAGUUUACAAACGUUCUGAGUGAGAACUUCCUGGUGUCGUCUAAGAACCUGGACCCUAAAAUAUAUACGGAUGUUAAUUACUGUGUGUGGGACGGUUGUACAGACUCGGGAACCUCCAAAAUGGUUAACAUCAUGCCCACUAACGAGAAGAUGGAUGUAGUUUUUGGAUAUCCAAGCAUUUCUUGGAGCAAUCCGAUCAUCGACGAGCCAUUUAGCGGCAAGAAACUACAAGAUGUUACUAUUUGCAGCCAUGAUAGAAUCGUAAUGCCGGCAGACGAAGAGUAUCAAGCUUUUUAAAGUAUUGCUUGAAAAACUUUGAUAGAAUUCAUUAGAACAUCUCUCAGGGAAAUAUUACAGCAGAUAGCGUGGCAUUUUGCAUAUUGUUCCAGGCAUUCAAAUGGACUCAGGGUUUGAUGUGAUGGCUCACGGUGGAACGGUUUGAAGUAUAUUAAUCGCUACAUGUCACAUUUCUUGGUAUAUUUGACUGCAUUCAUAUUUUAAUCAAGAUUGUUGAAGUACUUUACACGGACCAUGAAGAUGGACAUCACAAAAAGGGAAAAUUAUAAUUCCAUCCUCAGGUAGAAUGUUCUGGAUGUCAAAGAUAUUGUACUUGAAUUUAACUGCUUAAAUACCAGAAAAGAAAAACAACAAUCCACCCAUGUCCCAAAUACUCUACAUGUGCUAUUUUAUAUUGCAUUGAGUUACAAAAAACAGAUGAAUGUUGGAAAUGCUGUGGUAAAUGUCAGUGUCAUAGAGCUGAAAUGUUUAUUUUUUUACAUUAAAAGUUCAAUUGUG
Messenger RNA from Silurus meridionalis, 3384 nucleotides. RefSeq lists its product as uncharacterized. Gene Ontology annotation, cellular component: external side of plasma membrane. Gene Ontology annotation, molecular function: cytokine receptor activity; protein binding. The record is from RefSeq and is a predicted model, not a curated record. Gene Ontology annotation, biological process: immunoglobulin mediated immune response; cytokine-mediated signaling pathway. The coding region runs from base 316 to 2886 and encodes 856 amino acids. Lineage: Eukaryota; Metazoa; Chordata; Actinopteri; Siluriformes; Siluridae. The transcript is spliced from 17 exons.